Messenger RNA from Microcebus murinus (gray mouse lemur), 8384 nucleotides. The record is from RefSeq and is a predicted model, not a curated record. Lineage: Eukaryota; Metazoa; Chordata; Mammalia; Primates; Cheirogaleidae.
UAAACACUGUUAUUCAAGGUAUUUGUUGAUACAGUUAGGAACAACUUUAAAUGUUAGCUUUAGAGUAGUAGUCAGGUGUCCAGGGCAGUGAUUUCUGGACUCUUGGGGUACCUAAGACUUUGUAAGAGCUAUAGCUCCCUUCCCUCCAUGACAAAUGCUCUCGUCCAGAGCUGCUAUUACUGAAGGUCACGUGUCUUAGUCAUGUGUGUUGGGCCAAGAAAUAAUUUCUAACUGCUCAUCUGGGAAUUUCCCCUCACGGGGGGGACUCAUCUUUCACACAGACACAUAAAAUUCACCUGGUGCCAGCUACCCAUCUAGUGACUCCCAGCUCAUUACUUGAAUGAGAAAAGAAACUCAACAAGAGCCCGGAAGUAAAGAGAGGAUCUUCCCAAAGAAAACUGAACUCUUACGCUUUUGAGUCAUUAGUGUCUGAUCUGCAGGUUGUCCUCCCAUUAUAGAAUCGUAGUCAGUUUUUACAGUUUUACUUCAGUAAAUUUAUUUGGUGGACUGUAUGUCAUCUCGGGGGAAGGAAACCCCGUAUUAGGCUAUAUUGUGACUGCAUUUUGGCACUAUUUAAAGCUUGGGGUACAGGGAUAAGGAUCACCUCUUUAAAUUGAAACUUUGUAAAGUCAGAAAAGAGUGUGGCCUUUUAAAAAGUAGAAUUCUCAGGGUGCCCUUUUUUUUCAGGAUAACCUUGGCUGUAAAGACUAAUAGAGUUGUACAUACGGGGAGCUGGAGGAGCCUGUCUGGUGGGGGGCCUGAUGCCGCUGAUAGGGGGUGCUUGUCCCCAAGGAGCCUUCUCUCACGUCAGGUGUGUGACCAGCCUGUUUUGUUUGGUAGAGGGGAUAUACAAUGGCUUUUAAUUUCAUUCAAUAUUAUAAAAUUGCUCUUUGGUUUGGGCUACUCAAGGAACAGUCUGUCACUUUGAACUUUGGGGUAGCAAAUGCUCUCUGUGCUUGAAAGUGCUGGUGGCAGUGACACCUGUCUAGAGCUUGUUUAUUAGCCCGUAGGGCAUCUCAUCAAGUAGAGGAACUAGGUAAGAGUGUAAGGGAGGGAGGGAAGCCAGGAGAGCUGUGAAAAUGGCUUUUCUUUGGUGUAGACUAUUUUUCACUUACAUUUUUAUGAAUUAGUUGUUCUUAAGACUGUUAAACACUUUUAAAAAGUAAAUUGAAAAAGAUACAGUUUAAGUGGUCAUAUUGAAGUAAAGAAAUAAUAUCCACUUUAUAGGCUUAAUGAUACAUCAUAAUUAGCUAAUUUAUUCCAUGUGAUUGUGAUGUCUGGGAGACAAGCCCGGUAUGAUGAUGAGCUGCUGUUAAUGUGAUUCUAUCCUACUAAGUAUCAUCAGGAUUUAAGGGAAGACCUUCCCAGAGAUUCUUGUAUAUCUAUUUGACGAUAGCUUUCCUGUUUUUCCCUUCCUGUCCCAUUUUUUACUCCUCCAAAGUCAUGUUAUGCUGGUACAGCCAUGCCAGUGUGCCCUUGAGUAACUCCAAGUCUGAAUCCUAAAAAGCAGCUUUCACUUAGCCAGCUGCCUUUGUCAGUUUCAGCCUUGGAUGUCACCUCUUGGUAAGCUUUUCCCACUCUUCCUUCCUCCUUCCCCACCCAUCAUCUCUUCUCUCCACUGAGUUCUACUCCAAUGGAUGGUAAUCUCCCAGAUCACCCAGCAGCUGAACGAAUUCACCCACCAAGGGGAAGCCCCACACUGGGGUUACUUACCCCUUCCAGACUCUUCCUGAGGAAAGCAAGUGACCUUCCAUGUGGCAGAAGUAAAUGUAUCUUAGUUUGGCCUUGUGUGACUUAUAGAAGGGGAAGUUUCGGGGAACUGGAGAGAAGAUGCAUUUUUAACAGAGGAAAAACAUUUAGCAGAGACUGUCCCUUCUGCCUUCUUCGGGUGUGUCCCUCUUCUGGGCAUCUCGUCAGGAUUUCAUUCCUCCCUCCAACUGCCGUUCACAACUGCCCUUUCCAACUGCUCCAGAACUCUUGGCCCUGGCAUUCCGUGAUGUAAAUUAUUCCACGCAUGGCUCGAAAUGGGUGUGAAGCAGUGUUGCCAGGUGUCGGAUCACUAGUUUGUCAUGGAUGAUGAUGAUGACUCGUGUCUCCUUGAUCUUAUUGGAGACCCACAAGCAUUGAACUAUUUUCUGCAUGGACCUAGUAAUAAAUCUAACAAUGAUGACCUGACUAAUGCAGGAUAUUCUGCAGCCAAUUCAAAUUCAAUUUUCGCCAACUCUAGUAAUGCUGAUCCUAAGUCAUCCCUCAAAGGUGUGAGCAACCAGCUUGGAGAAGGGCCCAGUGAUGGACUGCCACUUUCAAGUAGCCUUCAGUUUCUUGAAGAUGAACUUGAAUCUUCUCCUCUUCCUGAUCUCAGUGAGGACCAACCUUUCGACAUUCUUCAGAAAUCCUUGCAGGAGGCCAAUAUCACUGAACAGACAUUGGCAGAAGAGGCAUAUUUGGAUGCCAGUAUAGGUUCAAGCCAACAGUUUGCACAAGCUCAGCUUCAUCCUUCUUCAUCAGCAUCCUUUACUCAGGCUUCUAAUGUUUCUAAUUACUCAGGUCAGACGCUGCAGCCUAUAGGGGUGACGCACGUGCCUGUUGGAGCAUCAUUUGCGAGCAAUACAGUGGGUGUGCAACAUGGCUUUAUGCAACACGUGGGGAUCAGCGUUCCCAGCCAGCAUUUGUCUAACAGCAGUCAGAUUAGUGGUUCUGGUCAAAUACAGUUAAUCGGGUCAUUUGGUAAUCACCCUUCCAUGAUGACUAUUAAUAACCUAGAUGGAUCCCAAAUCAUACUGAAGGGCAGUGGACAGCAAGCUCCAUCGAAUGUGAGUGGAGGGCUUCUGGUUCAUAGACAAACUCCUAAUGGCAACUCCUUGUUUGGGAACUCCAGUUCUAGUCCAGUAGCGCAGCCUGUUACUGUUCCAUUUAACAGCACAAAUUUUCAAACGUCUUUACCUGUGCAUAACAUCAUCAUACAAAGGGGUCUCGCACCAAACUCGAACAAAGUCCCAAUUAAUAUACAGCCAAAGCCUAUCCAGAUGGGUCAGCAAAAUACAUACAAUGUGAACAAUUUGGGAAUUCAGCAACACCAUGUCCAACAGGGGAUCUCUUUUGCUUCUGCAAGCUCACCCCAGGGCUCAGUAGUUGGUCCACACAUGUCUGUGAACAUUGUAAACCAACAGAACACAAGAAAGCCAGUCACCUCACAAGCAGUGAGCAGUGCUGGGGGCAGUAUUGUUAUUCAUUCCCCCAUGGGCCAGCCUCACGCGCCCCAAAGUCAGUUCCUCAUACCUACAAGCCUUUCCGUCAGUUCCAACUCGGUACACCAUGUGCAAACCAUAAAUGGGCAACUUCUUCAGACUCAAUCCUCUCAGCUCAUUUCUGGCCAGGUGGCCUCAGAGCAUGUCAUGUUGAACAGGAAUUCUUCCAACAUGCUCAGGACCAACCAACCAUAUUCUGGACAGAUGCUCAACAACCAGAAUACCGCCGUCCAGUUAGUGUCUGGGCAGACGUUUGCUGCCUCUGGAAGUCCAGUGAUAGUCAAUCAUGCCUCUCCUCAGAUUGUUGGUGGACAGAUGCCCUUGCAGCAGGCAUCACCAACUGUAUUACACCUGUCACCCGGGCAGAGCAGCGUUUCCCAAGGAAGACCUGGCUUCACCGCCAUGCCCUCGGUGACAAGCAUGUCAGGACCUAGUCGGUUCCCUGCUGUCAGUUCAGCCAGCACUGCCCAUCCUAGUCUUGGGUCUGUAGUUCAGUCUGGUGCAUCAGGAUCAAACUUUACGGGAGAUCAGCUGACCCAGCCAAACAGGACUCCAGUCCCGGUCAGCGUGUCUCAUCGUCUUCCAGUUUCUUCUUCCAAAUCUACCAGCACCUUCAGCAACACACCUGGAGCAGGAACCCAGCAACAAUUCUUCUGUCAGGCUCAGAAAAAAAGUUUGAAUCAGACUUCCCCCAUUUCUGCUCCCAAAACCGCAGACGGCCUGAGGCACGCGCAGCUCUCUGGGCUCUCGAACACCGCACUGCCAGGACAGGAUUCUGGAAGGAAAGUUAUAUCGGCAUCCUUAGGAACUGUACAACCACAGCAGGAAAAAGUAGUCGGAUCAUCUCCUGGCCAUUCAGCUGUGCAGGUGGAUAGUCAUUCGGGAGGACAGAAAAGGCCUGCUGCAAAACAACUAACUAAAGGAGCUUUCAUUCUCCAGCAGUUACAGAGGGACCAAGCCCACACUGUGACACCCGACAAAAGUCAGUUCCAAUCACUAAGUGAUGCGGUGCAGAGACUGCUCUCCUACCACGUGUGCCAGGGCUCCAUGCCCACUGAAGAAGACUUGAGGAAAGUGGACAAUGAAUUUGAAACAGUUGCCACUCAGCUCCUAAAAAGGACCCAAGCUAUGCUUAACAAAUACAGAUGCCUUCUCCUAGAAGAUGCCAUGCGGAUCAAUCCCUCUGCUGAGAUGGUUAUGAUCGACAGAAUGUUCAACCAGGAGGAAAGAGCUUCCCUGUCCCGAGACAAGCGCCUGGCACUUGUAGACCCUGAGGGAUUUCAGGCUGAUUUCUGUUGUUCCUUCAAACUUGAUAAAGCUGAUCAUGAGAGCUUUGGCAGGAAUGACCAGCAUGGCAGUAAAACAACCAGCUCUCUACAUCUGACGGCCAAAGCCCAAAGCAGGGACCGAGCCAAACCAGGAGUGACCGAACCAACAAAUCAUGACCAAUUUCAUCCAGUGCCUAAUCACAUCGUGGUCUCUGCAGAAGGAAACAUUUCUAAAAAAACGGAAUGCCUUGGCAGAGCACUGAAAUUUGACAAAGUGGGCUUAGUUCAAUAUCGGAGCACAUCUGAAGAGAAAGCCAGCCAGAGAGACCCCAUGAAGGCCAAUGAGCGCUCUCCCGGCCCUGAAGGGCAUCGGAAAACCUCAUCCAGACCAGAUCAUGGUACUGAGGGCAAACUCUCAAGUAUCCUGGUAGACUCGCACUUGGAGAUGACGUGUAACAAUUCCUUCCAGGACAAAACUCUGAGGAAUUCUCCAAAGAAUGAAGUUUUACACACAGACAUCAUGAAAGGGUCCGGCGAGCCCCAGCCAGAUCUCCAGCUCACAAAGAGUUUAGAAACCACAUUUAAGAACAUCUUGGAACUCAAAAAGGCUGGGCGGCAGUCCCAGAGUGACCCCACUGUUAGCGGCUCUGUUGAGUUAGAUUUCCCCAACUUUUCUCCAAUGGCUUCGCAGGAAAACUGCCUGGAAAAGUUCAUCCCAGACCACAGUGAAGGCGUUGUAGAAACUGACUCCAUUUUAGAAGCAGCUGUAAAUAGUAUCCUAGAGUGUUAAUAGCAGCAGUCCUCCCUGCCCCUGCCCUGAGACCCCGCCCCAAACAAGUUACAUUCUUUCCUGGCAAAAGCAAGUGGAAACGGUCUCCUGUCUCCAGCCUGCUUGAUCUUUCAUCACAGGUUAUUCUUUGUAAUCUCAACCCUGUUCUUUGUUUAAGAGCAAUACUUGUCAUGGUUACACGGAGAUCCUUUAGUAAAAUUAAUCCUGUUAGAAAGCAGUCUGAUAGGCCCCACACAUUUCAAGUGUUAUGAAAGUGCUUAUAGUCAUUUUUUGUUUGUUUAUUUGUUUUAUUUAAAAAAAAAACAAAAACACUGUAACUCAAUGAGACCACAGUAUACUUGGCCCUGGGUAAAAUUUUGACAAUCAUAAGUCAUUUGAAAAGAACAGACUUAUUAAAGAAAAUCAAACAGGACUGAUAGAAGCUAUUUUUAAAGAAUAUCCCACUGCAUCUCCAAAUUUGGUUUUAUGGGGUUUUUUUGUUAUUUUGGAUUUUUUGUUUGUUUGUUUGUUUUGUUGGGGGAAGAACACAUAGUUCUUCCCCCCCUCAGCCAUCUCUGAGCAGUAAGUUGCUGGCUGCUCUGCCAGGGACCCCACAGCCCUGGUGUAAAAGCCAGUAGCACAUAAGCAGGGCAUUUGCAGGGCUUCCCUGUUGAUGAUUCAAGUGCUUUUCUGAUGCUCCAGGAGCAAAACCUCAUGCUUUUCAGCAUAUCAUUGUUGAAUUUCAUCUAGGGAAUGUUCUGUUCUUAGUUGCAACAGCAUGACUUGAAUUUCACCAGGCUAAAUAAAGGAAGAUGGAAACUGGUUAAGAGGCACAGUGUACAGGGGAGGCCGGGACAGAGCCAUGAGGAGUAUAAUAUGUAUAUAUGUAAAAGCAUAUAUAUGUUAACUAUUGAGAAAAAACAAGAGUUUUGCAUUUUAUAAUUGGAUAUAGUCAACAUAUGAUGUAUGUUUUUGUUUGUUGCUGGGUUUUGUUUUGUUUAACCUCUUUGCACCGUCUCCCACAACAAAUAGCCAAGCGUCAAAAGCACUUUCAUUUGAAAACUAUAUUGUAAAUUUUUCAGUUUAAACUUAAAGGGGACUUUGGCCUUGUUUAUAUUUCUUGUCUGAGAACAGUAGUCACCCUGGCAGCAAUCAUUACCAAAAUACAGACAAACCAAAGGUAACCAUCCAGCCCACCACUGAAAAGAAAAGAUCUGAGACAUGGGAUUCCCAUUUGAGAGCCAAAGGUUAUGCCCUGUUACAGUUUGUUUGGCCCGUAUUCAUAUUAGUGAACAUGACUUAUUGCUUUAUUUAUUUAUAUUUCUUUUCAGGGAGUGUUCCCAGUUUUCCUUUCUUGUAUACCUGUCCCAGUUUAUCAAAUUUCUGUUGUUACUUUCAUUCUUAAUGUCAUUGUAACCAUCACGUAUCUCCUAUCAUGGGGAAAGCUACAUAAUAGUAUUUUAUACCCAUUCUUCUCCCACGCACACAUAUGCAUGAAUCUGAGCUGCUUGGAUCCAGAGGUCAUUUUGGUUACAGUGUGCAUGUGCAUACUCACUCUUCCUCUUGCGUGCCCACUCUCUCAUUUAUUCUGUUUAUCGCCCUGGCUUUAGAAGUGCAUCCACUGGUCUCCACUUUAGUGUUGCCAGGAUCUGCUACUGGCUGUCCCCAGCAUGGGGAUGACCCCCAUUGUCAUCAUGUUGGGCAUUCCUUUUCCAGAUUGGCCUGUGAUGAAAAGGAAGGUUUCUGAUUAUUGGAAAACAGCAACAGAAGACCUAUAACUGACCCCCACCCCUCUGUGCCACCACACAAAAACCCUGCAAAACAGUCUUUCUUCAUAAUAGCAAUGUACCUUCACCCCUGGCCAAUAGAAUGUGGAAAAUAUGGGCCAUUUUAGGGUUACCAUUUUUUCCUUAUUUGUGCCAAUGUCCAAGUUGCAAAUUUCCCAUUUUUCCUGUAUUGUAACAUAUUAGAAAGAUAAGUUGGUAUUGCCAGUUGGAACUUUCUGUUUGGGCAGCCCUGGGGUAACACCCUGCCCUAAACUCCAUGAUUUCAUAGGCUCUUCUUCUCUUAGGGCUCAUGCUCCCCUAAUUCCUAGCAAGACUUAACAAUACUCCCUCAUGAUCAAAUUCUUUUCAUUGUGGAAUGUUAUACCUGGAAGCCUUUAUGUGGGCUGCUAAUAAGUUACAUUAAUUACUUUGAAUCAGUGGAAUUCUCAAGAGACAAGAUAAGCUUCAUGUACAUUUGCCACCUUUCUUCCCUAUCCUGCCCUGCUACCCCAAUCCUAACUUUUCUACAUACCAUCUUAAAGGGUUUUUAAGCCCUAACACUUGUCUAGCAAAUGGAGAGCCUAAUUUACCAAAAUGAAACUUGUAAAUUUUUGUGUCCUUGUAUGUAAGUUUACUUUUUAUGGAGGAAGGAUUCUAGAUAAUGACAAAGAUUACGAAAUGUAUUUUACUCCUGUGAUUAGGUUAUGCGCACAUGGGUCAUAACUCGCAUGUCGAGCCCCCUUUGGUGAAGGGUAAGAGAGCUCAGCCUCAGAUGGCCAACAUUCAGUUGUUCAGGUUCAUUAGUCAAAGUUAAGUUUAACUACUUGUACUCAGUAACAAAAAUCAUUUUCUUUUUUUUUUUUUUUCUGUUGUUGUGGAAAAGUGUGAAUUUGUUAUUAAGCAUUUGAUUUUCUGUGUCCUUACGUACUGCCUAAAGAUAAAGCAAAUUUUAAACUGGCAAUUACGAAAAAAAAAAUAUUUUAGCUCUGAAGAAUUUAGUAGACUCUGUUAGAUUAGGGAGGCCUUACAGACUGACUUGACUUAAAGAGGACGCGUCACUCGCUGUCAGUGUGGUGUGGGCUUUAUUUGCUUAAAUACCUUCAUUUGUAUAGUAUGUCUCACUUGAAAUUGCUUUGUAUACAUUUUGUAAAAAUAUUUAUAAAAUGUUUUGUAAAAAAAAGUAUAACAAAUUGCAGUUUAUUUUGUUAUGUUGGAUAAAUACUGUUAAAAGAAACCAGUCAGUAACUAUAUUGUUAAUCCAUGGUUAGGAAAUGUUUAGUUGGAGAUUACAAAAUGAAACAACCAUUGCAAUACAGCCAAAGAUUUGGGAAAA